Molecule: messenger RNA, 1687 nt
Organism: Morus notabilis
Lineage: Eukaryota; Viridiplantae; Streptophyta; Magnoliopsida; Rosales; Moraceae
Product: fructose-bisphosphate aldolase, cytoplasmic isozyme 1
Exons: 3
Coding region: 559-1632 (357 amino acids)
Biological process (GO): fructose 1,6-bisphosphate metabolic process; glycolytic process
Cellular component (GO): cytosol
Molecular function (GO): fructose-bisphosphate aldolase activity
Source: RefSeq, a predicted model, not a curated record
UGGCAAAUUUAAAAGAACUGCUAUGAUAGAAGCAGAGUAGUGGAUUGUGGAGAGUAUUUGAUGGGUGGUUAAAGUGAAAGCAACAUAGCGAGUCAAGGACAAGAAUGAAAAUCCAAAAUAGUGGCUCAAACUUGUGAGCAGUUGGUAGAAUCCAAAAAAUUGUCAUUUUGGUUUUGUUCCAAGUUCUUCCAAUAAGUUUUUCCAAACCAUGAACGGAUGAGGAGCUUUUAAGCAUAUAUUCCACACAUUAUUACUGAGCUCAUGUAAAUAUGGAGCGAUAAAACUAGGGGUAUAUAAUUGGCCACUUGGCUAUGAGAGCAAUCACUCGUUGCUUUAUCCGAGGAUGAUAACCCUUGGUGGGCUAAUUUCGUGACACGUGGCGGUGCAUGGUAUGGGAUGGAUUCUGUUGGUAUAUUCCAUGAGAGAUUGUCUAUAUAGAUUGUUGGUUGUCUGUGUUUGUUUUUCGCUCUUUGGUCCUGCAAUUUUUGUACUUUUGAAUUACAUAAAAUAUAGAUAUAUUAUACACAAUAUCCAUAAACCAUCCUAAAAGCCACAACCAUGUCUGCCUUUGUUGGAAAGUAUGCUGAGGAACUCAUCAAGACAGCAAAGUACAUCGCCACCCCCGGAAAGGGUAUCCUGGCGGCGGACGAGAGCACCGGCACCAUCGGAAAGCGACUCGCGAGCAUCAACGUCGAGAACAUCGAGUUGAACCGCCAAGCCCUAAGGGAGCUCCUCUUCACCUCCCCAAACGCCCUCUCCUGCCUCUCCGGCGUCAUCCUCUUCGAGGAGACUCUCUACCAAAAAACCUCCGACGGCAAGCCCUUCGUCGAGGUCCUCGAGGAAAACGGCGUCGUCCCGGGGAUCAAGGUCGACAAGGGCACCGUAGAGCUUGCCGGAACCAACGGCGAGACCACCACUCAGGGCUUCGAUUCGCUCGGAGCACGGUGCAGCCAGUACUAUAAGGCCGGGGCGCGAUUCGCCAAGUGGCGUGCCGUCCUUAAGAUCGGUCCCACCGAGCCGUCGGAGCUGUCCAUCCAGCAGAACGCGCAGGGUUUGGCCCGCUACGCAAUCAUCUGUCAGGAGAACGGGCUGGUGCCCAUCGUCGAGCCUGAGGUGCUCACCGAUGGGCCCCACGACAUUAAGAAGUGUGCCGCCGUCACGGAGACGGUGCUCGCAGCGGUCUACAAGGCGCUGAAUGAUCAUCAUGUGCUUCUUGAGGGCACGCUCCUUAAACCCAACAUGGUUACGCCUGGUUCUGAUAGCCCUAAGGUAGCAGCGGAGGUGAUUGCGGAGCACACGGUGACAGCGCUCCGCCGGACAGUGCCACCGGCAGUGCCAGGAAUAGUGUUCCUAUCGGGCGGGCAGAGCGAGGAGGAGGCGACGUUCAACCUCAAUGCGAUGAACAAGCUGGAGGUGUUGAAGCCAUGGACGCUGUCCUUCUCAUUCGGGCGAGCUCUUCAGCAGAGCACACUCAAGACAUGGGGUGGGAAGAAGGAGAACAUUGGCAAGGCUCAGGAGGCAUUCUUGGCCAGGGCCAAGGCCAAUUCUGAGGCCUCUCUUGGCAACUACACCGGAGGCAGUGGCACUGGUCUUGCUUCUGAAAGUUUGUUUGUUAAGGGUUACAAGUACUAAUUAGUACUAACCUUAAAAUGAUGUCAUGAUAUCUCUCUCUCUCUCUCUCUCUCUC